This is a messenger RNA of Macrosteles quadrilineatus (aster leafhopper), 1588 nucleotides long. Its product is annotated as pyrokinin-1 receptor-like. NCBI's taxonomy places the organism in Eukaryota, Metazoa, Arthropoda, Insecta, Hemiptera, Cicadellidae. Gene Ontology annotation, cellular component: plasma membrane. Gene Ontology annotation, molecular function: neuromedin U receptor activity. Bases 22 to 1365 code for a protein of 447 amino acids. The transcript has 5 exons. Gene Ontology annotation, biological process: neuropeptide signaling pathway. The record is from RefSeq and is a predicted model, not a curated record.
GAUGGAUCAGAAAUGUAAGUCAUGAACUGGACUGAGAGCAACAGUAGUGUCAGCUGGUGGGAGGACGCUAACCAGACGUCACCAUGGGGCGAAGACCCAGGGGUUGUCUACAUCUCACAACGGGACCCUCUCUUCGUCGUCGUCCCCAUGACAUGUCUGUACGCCGUGAUCCUGGUGAGUGGCGUGGUCGGCAACAUCAGCACCUGUGUCGUCAUCGCUCGCAACAAGCAUAUGCACACGGCCACCAACUACUACCUGUUCAGCCUGGCCAUCUCAGACCUAUUGCUGCUGCUGACUGGCCUCCCUCAGGAGAUGUAUCAGAUUUGGUACAGGUACCCUUAUGUGUUCGGGGAGUUUUUCUGUCGGAUGACGUCGUUUGCCCAGGAGACGUCGGCGAACGCGACUGUCCUGACCAUCACAGCCUUCACUGUCGAGAGAUACGUCGCCAUCUGCCAUCCCUUCCUGUCCUACACCGUCAGCAAACUGUCCAGGGCCAUCAAGUUCAUCAUGGCCAUCUGGGUGCUGGCUCUGUGUCUCGCAGUACCUCAGGCAAUUCAGUUUGGAGUAGCCAGCAUGGGCAAAGUAAAUGGUACAGACGACCCAGAGAAAUUAAUUUGCACUCUCAAGUUUGAGUUCAUCAAGCAUGCUUUCCACAUCUCCACCGGUCUGUUCUUCGUGGUUCCGAUGACACUGAUCACGAUCCUGUAUAUCCUGAUUGGACUGAAUCUCAGACGAUCACGAAUGCUGAAGAGGCCGAGCAGCACAAACCAGCAGCAACAGUCAUAUGCGACGAGCCGUGGUCACAACCACGUUGUUCGUAUGUUAGUGGCGGUGGUGGUGGCGUUUUUCAUAUGCUGGGCGCCAUUCCAUUGUCAACGGUUGCUGGCUGUCUAUGCUAGCAGCACCACCAACCACGGUCCUAUGCUGGUCGCAGUCUACAACGCUCUUACCUAUGUGUCUGGGGUGCUCUACUUCCUGUCAACCUGUGUCAACCCCUUCCUAUACCAUACGAUGAGCAACAAGUUUCGCCAAGCGUUCAAGGCGACGCUGGCUCAGUUGUGUUCCCGUGGCAAAAGCAGCCGUCAAACUCGCAGCUACAGCAUCCUGUCGAGGGCAGGAGUUCCGGGAACACUAGUGGCUCGGUCCUCCAUGUCCUGCACGACCAAGGAGGCUGUAGUGAUGGUGGGCCGUGGUCCUCGUAGUGUCCAGCCAGCCUACAGGUCACCUGCCGUGCCACACGUCAUCGGCAAGAAGCUGAGGCUCAACAGUGAUACUAUCAGCAACUCUAGCCUGCAGGACGUGGACGACGGCGAGUACGUGGGGUACGAGCUGGCGCACUACAUGGGGGAGCUGAAUCGCCGGUGACGGUGACAUCAGCGGCGCUGCUACACCAUCUAGGCGCCGCCAAGUUCUGAAGGACAUCAGCAAUGCUGCUUCGUUCGUAGAUGACUGAGUGCUGAAUAAGGUCAGCAGCAGUAAAACAGUGCUGCUUCGAGUGUAGAUGACUGAGUGCUGAAGGACAAUUAAGAUCAGCAAUGCCGCUUCCUUCGUAGAUGUUAAUGCUGAAUUACGUUUAAGGUCAGCAGCA